This is a messenger RNA of Puntigrus tetrazona (Sumatra barb), 1495 nucleotides long. It is a transcript of the gene auh, whose product is annotated as AU RNA binding protein/enoyl-CoA hydratase. Gene Ontology annotation, cellular component: mitochondrion. NCBI's taxonomy places the organism in Eukaryota, Metazoa, Chordata, Actinopteri, Cypriniformes, Cyprinidae. Gene Ontology annotation, biological process: fatty acid beta-oxidation. The record is from RefSeq and is a predicted model, not a curated record. Gene Ontology annotation, molecular function: enoyl-CoA hydratase activity. Bases 45 to 1001 code for a protein of 318 amino acids. The transcript is spliced from 10 exons.
CAAAUACGUCACUCGCGGUUCAGAGUUGAAGGUAAAGCUGAAGCAUGGCGGCUUUAGUAAACUGCAGAGCGGUGUUUCAGCCUUUCCGAGCUCAAAUAAACUUUAUCGGCGGCGUCUGCAAACGGGACAGCGUUUUGCACGCGUUUCUAACCAAGAGAGCGCCUCGCUGUGUGCGACUGAGCAGCUCAGACGUAAAGUCUGGAGAUGACCUUAUCGUUAGAUACUUGGACGGUGAUGACUCAGGGAUUGUUGUUUUGGGGAUUAAUCGCCCUCAGUCUAAAAAUGCCAUCAGCAAAAAUCUUGUUACAAUGAUGUCAGAAGCUCUCGAGUCAUUAAAGCAAGACAACAAAGUGCGUACUGUAGUUUUGUGCAGUAUGGUGCCUGGAAUAUUCUGUGCAGGCGCAGACUUGAAAGAAAGAGCAAAGAUGCAGCAGAGUGAAGUAGGACCGUUCGUGACUAAAGCAAGAACGCUAAUAACAGAACUUGGCACUCUUCCCAUGCCAACGAUCGCAGCCAUUGAUGGAGCAGCUCUUGGAGGAGGUCUUGAAAUGGCUCUUGCCUGUGACAUCAGAGUGGCAGCCAGCUCCGCUAAGAUGGGACUAGUUGAGACCAAAUUAGCCAUCAUUCCGGGCGCUGGGGGAACUCAGCGUCUGCCACGAACUGUAGGAGUGUCUGUAGCUAAAGAGCUGAUAUUUGCGGCACGGGUUCUGAGCGGUGACCAAGCCAAGAGUCUGGGCCUAGUGAAUCACGCUGUGGAGCAGAAUAAGAGUGGAGAUGCGGCGUAUCUGCGAGCUCUGGAUCUGGCCCGCGAAUUCAUCCCUCAGGGGCCAAUUGCGAUUCGAAUGGCGAAGUUAGCAAUCAACCAGGGAAUAGAGGUGGAUUUGAAGACCGGAUUAGCUAUUGAAGAGGCAUGUUAUGCUCAGGUGAUCCCGACCAAAGACAGGCUGGAAGGUUUGCAGGCGUUCAAAGAGAAACGUCCUCCUCACUAUAAGGGCGAGUAACUGUGGCCUAACCAACCCAAUUACAAGCAGCUGCCUUUUGAAUCGCCUGCCACUGCUGGAAAUUUUCAUAAAGAAUGUUGCAUAUCUGAAAUGUUUGGAGCACUGCUGGGUCCCUGGGGGCCCGAUGACGGGAUUCAAGCUGAAAUGUUUGAAAGAUGAAAGCAAUUCCAACUUCUUUUUGCAUGGUAUGUCCUUUUGUUAACAUUUGUUCAUUCUCAUCUGUUAAAAUAAAAUGGUUUGCCUUUUUUAAAUUAACUCAAAAUGCAACUUUUCCAAUGUACAAUACUCUGUUGAUGAUGUGUCUGCUCUGAGGAACAUACAACCCUAACUAAAUCUGGUUGGGUAGGUUGAUGUUAUGCAUCAAAACUGCUUUCACUUUAAACAUGUUCAUGUAAGCAGUCAAUGUCCACCCAGUUUUUGCCCUAAGGGUAAUGUUUUUAGAAAAUGUGGUGUUGUGAAUAUUUUUAAUUUAUGUAAUAAAAAAAUUAAGCACA